UUUUCAGGGAAUUCAUUCUAGACAUCUUUACAAUCUCGUAAAUUUCAAAUAUUCAACAUGGUCUUAAAAUAAUAGUGCGACACUUGGCUGAUAAGAUUGUCUUGGCUGAACUAGCCUAUUAUCUACUUCACACUUUACCUGUGCCGGCAGUGUCUUAGAACCCAGGUACCAAAGAUAGCCUGUUGUGACUUACCUCCUCCCAUUAUAUGUAUAUAGCGUUAACGAAGGAUUUGAUCCUUUGCUCAAUGGUAAAAAAAAUUGUUUCCAGUGCGGCUCUGAAUUACUGUUUAUGCUCAACAGGCGUGUCGUGCUUUCCUGUACAAAGUACCAUGAGCGCUUAUAGUAUUCGCUCGGUCAAAUUGUACGGUGUGUCAGUCCAGUGAUCUGUCGUGUUAUUUAUAUGUGUUCCAAGGCGAUUUUUCAGGAUUUUGCCGAUAUUGAUCUGAACGGAAGCAUAUCCCAAAGAUGGAGGAAACUACGUAACUGCUGCUCCCUCAGAGGCUUCAAGGGGCACGAGAACGCCUCGGAAGCGUCGCGUACCACCCUCCUAGACAGCUCUAGUCCCCAAACUCUAGUCAGCACGCCGCAGGCGACGUCCUACCGUCGCCUGCCCGGUGCCAAAAAGGCCAGCGUCCAAGAUGUCCUCCGCGCCAAAUUGAACAGCAUUCACGUAGGACUCAGGAAGUCACGCGGCCUCUCCGUCCAGGAAGUGUUCAGCGGCAAUUUCAACGACUCCAAACAGCCGACGUUUUAUAUUCCGUCCCCCGUCACCUCGCCGUCCGGCUCGGAUCCGGUAUCGAUCACCGUGUCGGACUCCCCGUUGCAGAGGGAGGGUUCCGACGCCAGGAGGAGGACGCGCUUCAGGAGGAGAUCCGUGAAUUCGGGGUUGGAACGUGACUGCGGCUACGACAGCUGCGAGAGCCAACUCUACGAUUCCCUACCCUUCGAGCCGCCACCCGAUUACGACGUGAUCGAUGACAAGUUCUCGGAUAAGAACACGAGGAGGUGGUCGGUGGUGGGCACCGUGCCCUCCAACGCCCACAUCUCCAACAACCCCAGGUUCAGCCUGGAAAUGGCCAAGAUCAAGAUACCGAAGACGAAGCUGAACAAGAAGCACUCGGAGAGGGCUAGGUCGCAUUCGCCGAGCAAGAGGGAGGCGAACAACAAGCUCGGGGACGCUUCCAAGUACCCUCCCUCGAAGGUAGUCAAUUCGAGGACCCAUCACGAAUUGAUGGGCAAAAAACAAAGGCCGGAAGUCAAUCAAAGCGGUGAAUGUGGCCGGAUGAACGCCACUUACAAUAAGCAGGAUUGGCUGGAGGAGUUGGAGGAAGUUGAGGAAGAGGAGGAAGAAAGUAAAUUUUGUACAUUGCCACGAGGGGGGUGCAGUACAUUUACUAUAAGACAGGUUGUCUUUCACAAAGGGCAUGGCACCAAAGCGUUGGGUUUCAGUAUUGUUGGAGGGAGGGACUCCCCCAAAGGAAAUAUGGGAAUCUAUGUCAAAACGAUCUACCCUAAUGGACAGGCAGCUGAAAAUGGUACCCUCAGGGAAGGUGAUGAAAUUUUGGCUGUAAAUAGUAAACCACUCCAUGGAGUCUCUCAUCAAGAAGCCAUCGAUGUCUUCAAACAGAUUCGUUCGGGACAAGUUCUUCUGCAUAUUGGAAGAAGAGUUACUAAAAAGUCCAGAGAACGAAUUUCUUGAAAACACAUGCGUGAACGUUAUUCCCAAAACUAUAUUCCAAAGAUUAUGUUAGUAUAUAAUGCUUUUGUAAUAAUCUUUAUUAAUUUUUAUACUGAUAUCAAAUUUUUCAACCA
Messenger RNA from Coccinella septempunctata (seven-spotted ladybird), 1812 nucleotides. RefSeq names its product pro-interleukin-16-like. The record is from RefSeq and is a predicted model, not a curated record. The transcript is spliced from 4 exons. NCBI's taxonomy places the organism in Eukaryota, Metazoa, Arthropoda, Insecta, Coleoptera, Coccinellidae. Gene Ontology annotation, molecular function: protein binding. Bases 401 to 1699 code for a protein of 432 amino acids.